GGUCCUGUUUGUUCUGUAUAUAGUGAUGUAGUCUACCAGACAGAACUCACCUCUCUUUUUUACACCAUAUUGUCAGGUUCAGACUAUUUACAACAUGAGACCCAGGAGGACAAGCUGAAGAGGGAGGCAUCAGCUGGUGAGCUUGAGUUGAAGAUGGAAAAAGAAUUAAAAGAGAUAUUAAUGAGAGAUGAGAUGAUAAAACAACUAGACACACUGGAUGAUAUGACCCAGGAAGUGAGAAAGAAAGAGAGACUACUGGAGGAGAAGAACCAGACAAUGGGACAGAGGGAUAAACUAUUAGAAGAGAAAGAAAACCAACUGGAACAGAAAGAGAAGCAACUAAAGGAUAGAGACAUUCAACUAGAUGCACUGAGAAAGAACCUGCAGGACAAGAACAGCCAAGUAGAGAACUUCAGAGUCCUACUGCAGGAAAAAGACCUUCAACUAGAGGCACUGAGAAAGAACCUGCAGGACAAGAACAUCCAAGUAGAGAACUUCAGAGUCCUACUGCAGGAAAAAGACCUUCAACUAGAGGACAGGAACCACAGAAUGGAAGAGAAGGACAGACUACUGGAAGAGAGUGAAAAUGAACUAAAAGAGAGGAGGCAGGAACUAGAAGAGAAAGAUAAACUACUAGAGGAGAGAGAGAAGCAGUUAAAGGAAAGAGACAAACAAGUGGAGGAUGUCAACAACGAAAAUGCUGAACUGGCUCAACAGAUAUGUGAUGUGAAGACUGAGGUAGAGAGACUGAGAAGAGAGACCUCCGCCCAGAUGACUGAACAUGGAGAGACCUCAGAUACAGGUUCCAUAAUAGCAGUCAGGAGAAGACACAGCAUGGAUGGUCCUCCAGUCAUGGGAGGAGAGACCUCAGGUACAGACCACACACUUCCACUGAGGAGGAGAAACAGCAAGGAGUUAAAUCCUCCAGAUAUGGGAAGAGAGAGCAGCAGUCCAGACUCCCCAGUGUCUCCCAGUGUGUCUGAGCUGAGACUGGUGCUGCUGGGGAGGACUGGGGCUGGGAGGAGUGCAGCAGGAAACACCAUCCUUGGCAGAGAGGAGUUUGGGGCCCAGGCCAGCCCCUCUGCAGUGACCCAGAGGAGUAAGAGGAGAGAGGGGGGACGUGGUCUGGGGAGACGGCUGGUGCUGGUGGACACUCCAGACUGGUUCUGUCCUGGACUCUCUCUGGAUGAGAUGAGACAGGAUGUGGGGCUCUGUGUCCGUCUGUCUGCCCCGGGACCCCACGCCUUCCUCCUGGUCAUACCAGUGGAGCCCUCCAGGGGGGAGGAGAGAGGGGUGCUGGAGAGAAUAGAGGAGAUGUUUGGGGAGGGUUGUUGGGGACACACUGUGAUUCUAUUCACCCAUGCUGAUGGCCUGAAAGAGCAGAGCAUUGAGGAGUUUCUCCAAGCAGGGAGCCAGGACCUCCAGCAGCUUGUAGAGAAAUGUGGGAGCAGGUACUACGUCCUCAACAUUAAGGACAGGGCCCAUGGCACUCAGGUCCCAGAGCUGCUGAAGCAGGUAGAGGAGAUGGUGGCAGGAAACAGAGAGAGAUUCUACAGCAGUCAGACCUACCAGGAGGCAGAGGACCAGAUGGAGAGGGAGUUCAGCAGACAGAUGGAGGAGAAGAAUAGACAGAUGAAGGAGAAGGAUGGAGUGAUGAAGGAGAAGGAUAGAGUGAUUGCGGAAAGGGAUGGAGAGAUAGAGGGACUGAUAGAAAGACUGUGGGAGAUGUGCAAAUGA
Coregonus clupeaformis (lake whitefish) is the source of this 1737-nucleotide messenger RNA. RefSeq names its product GTPase IMAP family member 8. The transcript is spliced from 7 exons. Gene Ontology annotation, molecular function: GTP binding. The record is from RefSeq and is a predicted model, not a curated record. Lineage: Eukaryota; Metazoa; Chordata; Actinopteri; Salmoniformes; Salmonidae. The coding region runs from base 154 to 1737 and encodes 527 amino acids.